Molecule: messenger RNA, 2119 nt
Organism: Oryza sativa Japonica Group (Japanese rice)
Lineage: Eukaryota; Viridiplantae; Streptophyta; Magnoliopsida; Poales; Poaceae
Product: serine/threonine/tyrosine-protein kinase HT1
Biological process (GO): protein phosphorylation; signal transduction
Cellular component (GO): cytoplasm
Molecular function (GO): protein kinase activity; ATP binding
Source: RefSeq, a predicted model, not a curated record
ACUUAAAAGGGAGGAAGGAAACAUAUAAACGCGUCUUCUCUUGAGCUAACUAAAAAGAAAAGAAAAGAAAGAGUGUCUUCUAUUGAGGUGAGGUCAUCUGUCGUGGUGUCACUCGACACUUGCAAUCAACAGCUGUUUCCGCCAAAACAAACAAAUCUGUUCUAAUCUCGGCACCCCUGAACCACCGAAAAAGCUCAUCACUCUCUUCUCUUCACUAAUAACCUGACGACCUCUGCUGGCUGCACUUGCCACUUCAUCGUCGUCGUCUUCUUCUUCUUCUUGUUCGCUUUUUACACUCUCAUCAAAAGAAUCAUCUCUCUCUCUCUCUCUCUCUUUUUCUUGCUUGCCUUGUUUGGAUCGAUUCGAUUAGGAUGCGAUUGAAUCGCCCGUCUCAUCUUCCCAGCCACACCCACAAAUAAUGUUGUCUUUCCGCAAAUCCCCUCCGAUAUCCGUGUCCUGCUCUUUUUUUUUGUUAUCCUCUACCGAAAAUCCCGAUUUUUUCGCUUUGAAUCCGCCUUUUAUCCUUCCUCCCAUAAAGCUUUGAAUCCCCGCGAGCGAGAGCGAGAUUCCAGGCGCCGAUUCGCUUCCACUUCCGCGAGCGUUUCGUGCAUUGAUUCCAAGAAGAUCCAAGCUUAUCGCGGAAAAGAAAGAAAGAAAGAAAGGAAGAGGAGAUGAAAUGCUUCAAGCAGCAGCAGCAGCAGGGCGGCGGCAAUGGCGGUGGGCAGGGGAAGAGGCUGGAGAGGCGGCUGUCGCUGGGGGAGUACAAGAAGGCGGUGUCGUGGUCCAAGUACCUGGUGGCUCCGCCGGGAGCCAAGAUCCGGGGUGGCGGCGAGGAGCUGUGGAGCGCCGACCUGUCCAAGCUGGAGAUCCGGACCAAGUUCGCCACCGGCAGGCACAGCCGCGUCUACUCCGGCCGCUACGCCGCCCGCGACGUUGCCAUCAAGAUGGUUAGCCAGCCUGAGGAAGACGCCGCCCUCGCCGCCGAGCUCGAGCGCCAGUUCGCCUCCGAGGUCGCCCUCCUCCUCCGCCUCCGCCACCCCAACAUCAUCUCGUUUGUUGCAGCAUGCAAGAAACCACCAGUCUUCUGUAUCAUUACUGAGUACAUGGCAGGUGGCUCCCUUAGGAAAUAUCUACAUCAGCAAGAACCUCAUUCUGUUCCAAUUGAAUUAGUGUUGAAGUUAUCCUUAGAGAUUGCUCGUGGAAUGAGCUACUUACACUCGCAAGGCAUACUUCACAGAGACUUGAAGUCAGAGAAUAUACUUCUCGAUGGAGAUAUGUCAGUAAAGGUGGCAGAUUUUGGAAUUUCGUGCUUAGAAUCGCAGUGCGGAAGUGGUAAGGGUUUUACUGGAACGUAUAGGUGGAUGGCUCCAGAAAUGAUCAAAGAGAAACACCAUACGAGGAAGGUUGAUGUAUACAGCUUUGGAAUUGUCUUGUGGGAGAUUUUGACUGCUUUGGUACCAUUCAGUGAGAUGACACCCGAGCAAGCUGCUGUUGCUGUUGCCUUGAAGAAUGCUAGGCCACCACUGCCUCCUUCAUGCCCUGUGGCAAUAAGCCAUCUGAUAACUCAGUGCUGGGCGACCAACCCAGACAGAAGGCCUCAGUUCGACGACAUCGUCGCCAUACUUGAGAGCUACAUAGAAGCUCUUGAAGAGGAUCCAUCCUUCUUGCAGUCAUAUAUACCGCCUCCGCAUCCGCUGCACCAUCACCAUCACCAGCAUCAUAAUCAUCAUCAUCAACAGAGCCUUCUCCGGUGCUUCCCUCGCUACAGAACCACCCGACGAUCUGCAUCUCUGAGAGUAUAAUCUGGAUGACGGCUUCGUCUUCGCCGUGUAUGAUGUAUGCACUUUGUUUUUUCAGUUUCUUUUUUCCUUUUUCAAUGCGCCGGCCCCCUAUUAUGCGGCAGUAAGGCUUGCUAUGAUUUAGUAUUCCCCUUCUUUCAUUUUUUUUCUGUUUAUUAUUGACGAUUUUCCAUCAUUAAUGCCUGCCUCGAUCGACUUACUUGAGAGACGACAAGCAGCAGUUUUUCUGGUGAUUAUCUAUCUCUGAAUGUCGUUUUAUUUGGGUGGUGGAACAAUGGACGAGCAUCUGUAAUUGUAAUAUAAUCGAGCUCUUCCGUCAA